Choloepus didactylus (southern two-toed sloth) is the source of this 7030-nucleotide messenger RNA. RefSeq names its product kinesin family member 13A (gene KIF13A). Gene Ontology annotation, cellular component: adherens junction. The record is from RefSeq and is a predicted model, not a curated record. The transcript has 40 exons. Gene Ontology annotation, molecular function: microtubule motor activity; cell adhesion molecule binding; microtubule binding. Gene Ontology annotation, biological process: regulation of protein localization; microtubule-based movement. Bases 135 to 5549 code for a protein of 1804 amino acids. NCBI's taxonomy places the organism in Eukaryota, Metazoa, Chordata, Mammalia, Pilosa, Megalonychidae.
UGUCUCGCGGAGCACACGGCGGAGCGGCGGCGGCCGCGCUCGGGGGGCGCGCGGCUGCGGCGCCGGCGGCGCGGCGUGUGAGGGCCGCCUCGGGCCGAGAGGGCGCCGCGAGCGGCCCGGCGAGCGCCGACAACAUGUCGGAUACCAAGGUAAAAGUUGCUGUCCGAGUUCGGCCCAUGAACCGACGAGAACUGGAACUGAACACCAAGUGCGUGGUAGAGAUGGAAGGGAAUCAGACGGUCCUGCACCCUCCUCCUUCUAACACCAAACAGGGAGAAAGGAGACCACCCAAGGUAUUUGCCUUUGAUUAUUGCUUUUGGUCCAUGGAUGAAUCUAACACUACAAAAUAUGCUGGUCAAGAAGUGGUUUUCAAGUGCCUUGGGGAAGGAAUUCUUGAAAAGUCCUUUCAGGGGUAUAAUGCUUGUAUUUUUGCAUAUGGACAGACAGGUUCAGGAAAAUCCUUCUCUAUGAUGGGCAAUGCUGAGCAGCUGGGCCUUAUUCCAAGGCUCUGCUGUGCUUUAUUUCAAAGGAUCUCUUUGGAACAAAAUGAAUCACAGACCUUUAAAGUUGAAGUCUCCUAUAUGGAAAUUUAUAAUGAGAAAGUUCGGGACCUUUUAGACCCCAAAGGGAGUAGGCAGUCUCUUAAAGUUCGAGAGCAUAAAGUUUUGGGACCAUAUGUAGAUGGUUUAUCUCAACUGGCUGUUACAAGCUUUGAGGAUAUUGAGUCAUUGAUGUCUGAGGGAAAUAAGUCUCGAACGGUAGCUGCAACCAACAUGAAUGAAGAAAGUAGCCGCUCCCAUGCUGUGUUCAACAUAAUAAUCACACAGACACUUUACGACCUGCAGUCUGGGAACUCAGGAGAGAAGGUCAGUAAGGUCAGCUUGGUAGACCUGGCGGGCAGCGAACGAGUAUCUAAAACAGGAGCUGCAGGAGAGCGACUGAAAGAGGGCAGCAACAUUAACAAGUCCCUUACAACCUUGGGGCUGGUUAUAUCUUCACUGGCUGAUCAGGCAGCCGGCAAGGGUAAAAACAAAUUUGUGCCUUAUCGAGAUUCAGUCCUCACUUGGCUUCUUAAGGACAAUUUGGGGGGCAACAGCCAGACCUCCAUGAUAGCCACCAUCAGCCCAGCAGCAGACAACUAUGAAGAGACACUCUCCACGCUAAGAUAUGCAGACCGCGCCAAAAGGAUCGUCAACCAUGCUGUGGUCAACGAGGAUCCCAACGCCAGGGUCAUCCGGGAGCUGCGGGAGGAAGUGGAAAAGCUAAGAGAGCAGCUUUCACAGGCCGAGGCUAUGAAGGCCCCUGAACUGAAAGAGAAGCUAGAUGAAUCUGAAAAGCUGAUUAAAGAACUAACAGUGACUUGGGAAGAGAAGCUGAGAAAAACAGAAGAAAUUGCACAGGAGAGACAGCGGCAACUUGAAAGUAUGGGGAUUUCCCUUGAGACAUCAGGCAUCAAGGUGGGAGAUGACAAGUGCUAUUUAGUUAACCUGAAUGCAGACCCUGCUCUCAAUGAACUCCUCGUUUAUUAUUUAAAGGAUCAUACCAGGGUGGGUGCAGAUACCUCUCAGGACAUACAGCUCUUUGGUAUAGGAAUUCAGCCUGAGCACUGUGAGAUUGAUAUUGCAUCUGAUGGGGAGGUUUCUCUUACUCCAAAGGAAAAUGCAAGGUCCUGUGUAAAUGGUGCCCCCGUGUGCAGUACCACCCAGCUGUGGCACGGCGAUAGAAUCCUUUGGGGAAAUAACCACUUUUUUAGAAUUAAUUUACCUAAGAGGAAACGGCGAGAUUGGUUGAGAGACUUUGAAAAAGAAACAGGUCCACCAGAGCAUGACCUGGAUGCAGCCAGUGAAGCUUCCUCAGAACCAGACUACAACUACGAAUUUGCCCAGAUGGAAGUCAUCAUGAAAACGCUGAACAGUAAUGACCCAGUUCAGAAUGUGGUUCAGGUCCUGGAGAAACAAUAUCUAGAAGAAAAGAGGAGUGCCCUUGAAGAGCAGCGGCUUAUGUACGAGCGGGAACUGGAGCAGCUCUGCCAGCAGCUGUCCCCCGAGAGGCAGCCCCCCAGCGGCGGCCCCGACUGCCUGGCCUACAGCAGCCAGACGGCUCAGCAGAAGGUGACCCAGUGGGCCGAGGAGAGAGACGAACUCUUCCGACAGAGCCUGGCAAAACUGCGGGAGCAGCUAGUUAAGGCUAAUACAUUGGUGAGGGAAGCAAACUUCUUAGCUGAGGAAAUGAGCAAACUCACUGAUUACCAAGUGACUCUCCAGAUCCCUGCUGCAAACCUCAGUGCCAAUAGAAAGAGAGGAGCAAUAGUGAGUGAGCCAGCCAUUCAAGUGAGGAGGAAGGGCAGGGGCACCCAAGCUUGGACCAUCGAGAAGCUGGAGAACAAAUUAAUCGAUAUGAGGGAACUUUAUCAAGAGUGGAAGGAGAGAGUUCCUGAGGCAAAGAGAAUCUAUGGGAAACGAGGUGACCCUUUCUACGAAGCCCAAGAGAAUCACAACCUAAUAGGCGUGGCUAACGUGUUCUUGGAGUGCCUCUUCUGUGACGUGAAACUUCAGUAUGCAGUCCCCAUCAUCAGCCAGCAGGGGGAGGUCGCAGGGCGUCUCCAUGUGGAAGUGAUGCGGGUCACCGGAGCUGUUCCCGAGCACGUGGUGGAGGAUGACUCCUCGGAGAACUCCAGUGAAAGUGGGAGCCUUGAAGUCGUAGACAGCAGUGGGGAGAUCAUUCACCGAGUCAAGAAACUGACAUGCCGGGUAAAAAUUAAAGAAGCAACUGGGCUCCCCUUGAACCUCUCGAAUUUUGUCUUCUGUCAAUACACGUUCUGGGACCAGUGUAAGUCCAUGGUGGCCGCUCCAGUGGUGGACCCAGAGGUGCCUUCCCCACAGUCCAAGGAUGCCCAGUACAUGGUCACUUUCUCUCACUGCCAGGACUAUGUGGUAAACGUAACAGAAGAAUUUCUGGAGUUCAUUUCAGAUGGAGCACUGGCGAUUGAAGUAUGGGGCCAUCGGUGUGCAGGAAAUGGUAGCUCCAGCUGGGAAGUCGAUUCUCUUCAUGCUAAGACAAGAACACUGCAUGACAGGUGGAAUGAAGUGACUCGCAGAAUAGAAAUGUGGAUCUCCAUAUUGGAAUUGAAUGAGUUGGGGGAAUAUGCUGCAGUGGAACUUCAUCAGGCCAAAGAUGUCAACACAGGAGGCAUCUUUCAACUAAGACAGGGUCAUUCCCGUAGAGUGCAAGUAACCGUGAAGCCUGUGCAGCAUUCGGGGACACUGCCCCUCAUGGUUGAAGCCAUCCUGUCAGUAUCCAUUGGCUGCGUAACAGCCAGGUCCACCAAGCUGCAGAGAGGGCUGGACAGUUACCAGAGAGAUGAUGAGGAUGGUGAUGAUAUGGAUAGUUAUCAGGAAGAAGAUUUAAACUGUAUAAGAGAGAAGUGGUCUGAUGCACUCAUUAAACGACGAGAAUACUUAGAUGAACAGAUUAAAAAAGUCAACAAUAAAAAAGAGAAAACGAAGGAUGAUAUGGAGCGGGAAGCUCGGCUCGUGGAGCAGUGGGUGGGACUGACGGAGGAGAGGAAUGCCGUGCUGGUCCCAGCCCCAGGCAGCGGGAUCCCGGGGGCUCCCGCCGACUGGAUUCCACCUCCUGGAAUGGAAACACACAUACCGGUUCUCUUCCUUGAUUUGAAUGCGGAUGACCUCAGUGCUAACGAGCAGCUCAUCGGCCCCCAUGCCUCGGGCGUGAACUCCAUCCUGCCCAAGGAGCAUGGGAGCCCGUUUUUCUACCUGCCCAUCAUAAAGCACAGUGACGAGGAGGUUUCAGCCACAGCCUCUUGGGACUCCUCCGUUCAUGAUUCCAUCCACUUGAAUAGGGUCACCCCACAGAAUGAAAGGAUUUACUUGAUUGUGAAGACCACAGUCCAGCUCAGUCACCCAGCUGCUAUGGAGUUAGUACUGCGAAAACGGAUUGCAGCCAAUAUUUACAACAAGCAGAGUUUCACCCAGAGUUUGAAGAGGAGAAUAUCAUUGAAAAAUAUUUUUUACUCCUGUGGUGUAACCUAUGAAAUAGUAUCCAAUAUACCAAAGGCAACAGAGGAGAUCGAGGACCGGGAAACACUGGCUCUCAUGGCAGCGAGGAGCGAAAACGAAGGCACAUCGGACGGGGAGACGUACAUUGAAAAGUAUACGCGUGGGGUGCUGCAGGUGGAGAACAUCCUGAGCCUCGAACGUCUGCGGCAGGCCGUCACUGUCAAAGAAGCACUUUCCACCAAAGCCCGGCAUCUGCGGAGAAGCCUCAGCACACCAAACGUGCAUAACGUGAGCUCCAUCCUGCCAUGGGUCUCUUCCAGUCGAGCAGACCUUUCUGGCUUUGAUGAAGAUGAUAAGGUUUGGUUAGAGAACCAGUUAGACAUGUCUGAUCACAGCUCCAGUUACCAAGAUGUAGCAUGUUAUGGAACUCUACCCAGGGAUUUACCUCGAAGGAGUAAAGAAGGUUGCUCAUCAGAGAAUCCUCAUGCCUUAACAGUUAGUCCUUUUAAAGCAUUCUCUCCUCAGCCACCAAAGUUUUUCAAACCCCUAAUGCCUGUAAAAGAGGAGCAUAAGAAAAGGAUAGCUCUUGAAACAAGACCUCUUCUAAGCCAGGAGAGCAUGCCUCCAUCUCAGGCACAUAACCCUGGCUGCACUGUACCCUCAGGAAGCAAUGGCAGCUGCAUGCCAGUAGAACACAAUAGCAAACGUGAGAAGAAUAUUGACUCAGAGGAUGAGGAAAAUGAGCUGGAAGCUAUUAACAGGAAGCUAAUAGGUUCACAGCCGUAUGUACCUGUGGAGUUUGCAGACUUCAGUGUUUACAAUGCCAGCUUGGAGAACAGGGAGUGGUUUUCCUCUAAAGUAGAUUUGACAAACUCACGGGUCUUGGAGAAAGAAGUCUCCCGGAGCCCUACCACCAGCAGUAUUACCAGUGGCUACUUCUCCCACAGUGCCUCCAACGCCACCCUGUCGGACAUGGCAGUCCCUUCCAGUGACAGCUCGGAUCAGCUGGCCAUUCAGAUGAAGGAUGCAGACACCAGAGAGCAUUCUGGACCUUCACCUGUGCAUGAUUUGAGACCGUCCUCAAACACAGAGUUGACAGAACCAGAAAGAGGCUUGGUAAAGGAUAACGUCAUCAUGGUGCCACUCAAGGAAAACAGUGCCUUAGCCAAAGGGAGCCCAUCAUCCCAAAGCAUCCCUGAGAAAAAUUCUAGAGUACUGUGUCAGACGGGCUCACGUUCAGAACUAGAUGCCUGCCCCAGCAAAAAUGGCCAAGCGGCCAGGGAAUUCCCCCCCAGGGAAGUGACCAUAGAACACACCACAAACAUCCUUGAGGACCAUUCUUUCACAGAGUUCAUGGGUGUGUCAGAAGAGAAAGAUUUUGAUGGUUUGACAGAUUCUUCUGCUGGAGAGCAUUCAAGGAGGAGAAACCUAUCACGUAAAACUGACAGUCAGAGUGUCUCAGACGGGCCCCCGGACCCUUGCCAGCUGCACUCAGCAUCAGAGAAAGACCAGGGGAGCCUGACUGCCAGGUGAAAGGCUGCAAGCACUUCCACUUCAGGCCAUGGGGUUGCAUCUUGUUCUUCCUGGUGGCCUUGAGAAAGCACCAGCCCCCAUCUUUAAAACAUGCUGCAGCCCUGCCUGACCUCACACCAGCUCCCACUCCAAGAAGCAAGAAACGUGCUUCCUGAGCUGGAGAAGUGGCAUGUUGUCACUCGGGUCGAAUCAGCAGCCUCUGCUUUUUCCAGAAAGCAAGAAAACUGAACUCCUGGAUUAAUGAAAUGGCAGUAUUUUUGUUUGCACUCACUACACACCCCACUGUGUAGAAAGCUCCACAGAUUCAAACAACAGACUUUAUUCUUGUACAAUUUUAAUCAGUUCUUACUGUAGAAUCUGGAGUUAAUACUCUAAUUUUUUUUAUAAAUAAUAUAUAUUAUGUAUAUGAAAUGUUUAUCUAUAGUUUGUCUGGAGACAGACAAGGCUGCACACUAAAAUGCAGAUAAAGGUGAUUUGUAGAAAAUCUUAAGGUACUGGACUUGGUUACAGAGGAACUUGGGCAAUUUCUUAAACGUGAGUGAAUGAAAAAAUAUAUUGCAUAAUGAGGGUGCAAAUCCUUCUUUGCAGAAAAGGUUACAGAAAGCUGUUCUUUAUAACCAAAGAACUUACAGCAGACUGAACGUUUUUGCUGUACACAUAGGUUUGACUGCAAGUUUGGUGCCAUAUUUCCCUUGGCUACCAAGCCACAGGCGUUCUCUGUUCUCUGUUUCCUUAAGCACACUGAAAAAUGUCACAGCUCUGUCCUUUGAUCUUCACCUGGCCCGCCACCUGCUAACUUGACAUUGUCUUACAACUGUUGGCAGUGGCUGGGCUCUGCCUUGGUCCAGCCCAGCCGGGCAGGUGGAAUGCAGAGAGCAGUAUUACUGUAAGAAAAUACAAGGACCUACCAAGGGUUGGGGCAGUGGAGGGGGUUGGUUUGUUUUUUUUGUAUUUUGUUUUGGGUUGGUGGGUUUUGUUGUGGUGUGGCUCUGCUGUUGUUAUUUUACUAAAUUCUGAGUAAUGCUGAAGAGAUGGAUUGAGCUAUGAAGUUCAUGGGUGCUCAUUUCACCGUGGUUACAGGAGAUGAUCAAAUACAGAUGACCCUGCUGUCCCUGACUUCAUUCGUAAAAUUCUCCCACUCAUGGAAAUGUUGAAGGAUUAUGUGUGUGGAAAACUUACAAAAGUACUUUAUGUGUCUAUUCUGUAGAUGCCUGUACAAUUGGUUUGGAUGUACAGCUGUAAAUGUGUUAUUAGAUCAAGAGAGAGAAUGUGUACAGCCUGCUGUACCUUUUUUCUGUACGUUCUUAGAAUCAGUAAAUAAGUAAAAUAUUGGAGAUUUUAAUGAAAAGCUGCUGUUCAUGAUUUUUGUGUAUAGUGAGCUGACUGUAGUAUUUUACUAUUGUCUGUUUUUAAAAAAAGAUUGUAAUUUAUAUCCUUUUCCAUUUUGUUGUAUUUAAUUGGUACAGAUUUUUUUUUUUUUU